Dermatophagoides pteronyssinus (European house dust mite) is the source of this 1242-nucleotide messenger RNA. Its product is annotated as tRNA (guanine(10)-N(2))-methyltransferase TRMT11. Gene Ontology annotation, molecular function: tRNA (guanine(10)-N2)-methyltransferase activity; nucleic acid binding. Gene Ontology annotation, biological process: methylation. NCBI's taxonomy places the organism in Eukaryota, Metazoa, Arthropoda, Arachnida, Sarcoptiformes, Pyroglyphidae. The record is from RefSeq and is a predicted model, not a curated record. Gene Ontology annotation, cellular component: cytoplasm.
AUGUCUCAAACAAAAAAAUCAUAUGUCAUACGUUUUGCUAAUGAAUUGAAUAAUUUUCGUUCGAUGGAAUUCAAUGCAUUAGCAUCUUUAUAUAAAUUAGAUUUUAAAUUCAUUGAACCGAUAUCGGAAAAGCCAUUCAUGAUAAUCGAGACUGAUGAUGAAGCUGCCUUAUUGAAUUUAUUCAAUCGAAUCAUUUUAGCAACAAGUCUAUUCGAAUGUUGGGUUUCAUCAUCGGAUUUUGAUGAAUUUAUUGAUGAAGUAAAUAAUUGUUCACAAAUUCAUAAUGAUUAUUAUCGAAAUUGUUCAUUUCGUAUACAAGUUGAAGCAUUUGGUAGAAAAAUUUCACAACAACAAAAAAUUGAACGAAUCGAACGUUUAUCAGGUUUACCAUUGAAAGGAAAAAUUCGUAUGAUUAAUCCGGAUGUAACAUUUUAUUAUAUGGAAUAUUAUGGAUUAAAUCCUAAUCGACAACCCGAAAAACCAUAUCAAAUUUUAUUUGGAAAAUGGAUUACUGAUAGUAAUCGUAAAUUAUGUUCAACAUUUUCAUUGAAAACAAGAAAAUUUAUAGCCAAUACAUCGAUGGAUGCAACAUUAUCAUUUCUGAUGGCUAAUAUUGCUCAAAUCAAUAUAAAUGAUAUUGUUUAUGAUCCUUUUGUCGGUUCCGGUAGUAUACUGGUAUCAGCUGCUUAUUUUGGUGCCUAUGUUUGUGGUACAGAUAUUGAUUAUCCAUUAUUACAUGGUAUGAUAAAACCAACAAGAGUUGGUGCUCAACAACGUGGUGAUGAUGAAUCUGUACAUGGAAAUCUUAAACAAUAUAAACUUGAAUCCAGAUAUAUUGAUGUUAUUGCUGGUGAUUCAUCAUUACCAUUAUUUCGUAAUGAUAUUGAAUUCGAUGCAAUUAUUACUGAUCCACCAUAUGGUAUACGAGAAUCACGUGAACGUAUUGGUACGAAAAAAUCUGAUCCAACCAUACCGAUUGAAUAUCUUGAUCGUCAUUUACCAGCUAAAUUACAAUAUAAACUUGAUGAUAUUUAUAAUGAUUUAUUAAAUUUUUCUGCACAACAUUUAAAACCAAAUGGUAUUGUUAUAUUUUGGGCACCAUAUUUUAAACCAAAAUAUGAUCAUCAAGAUCCGGCUAUACGUUUUCAACAUGAAAAUCUUCGUUUAUUAUCAUUUGGUGAACAAAAAUUAACAAAAAAUUGUUCAAGAAUAUUGGUUGUAAUGCAAAAAAUUCUGAAAUAA